GGUGAACGUUGACGAACUCGAGGAGAAGAACCUUCAGCCUGAGCACUUUCUCCUGAGUACGUGCCUCCUCGAUAGCCAGAAGGUCGUGGUCUCAUACUUUGCCCUUCAAUCGUCAAGGAAGCACGCGGUUCACGUGCAGCUGCUUAACCUCUUGGACGUCCUCUGCUCCCAGCAGGGCCAGGAGCUUGCUGAGGUGGGUGUCCGCUUUCACAACGGCAAGGCUAACACCAAACACCGCUACGAGAUUCCAGGAACAGCGGCCGUAGAAUUCUGGUGCUAUAAAGACGCGCUAGAGCAGCCGGCGCUUCCUGCGUGUAUCGUGCGAGCGCACCGAGAGGCUUUAAGGAGGGCAGGAGGCAGCGAGGACUACCUCCGGUGGCAGUUGGCGGGUCUGGCCCAUUGCCCAACCUGCGGCGCGUCAUUGGAUAACUACGACGACGAGCCGGACCACAGUCUUCAAAAUGAGUGGUGAGUAUCCACAAAUGAACUACAACCAUUUCGUUCCUGCGGUCUGGGGUGGAGAGGCGGCGCGGAAUCAUCACAGCAGACCUCAUGCUUCGUCAUCUAGUAGUACGGCUGGAGGUGGGGGUAAGAUUCAGCGCCAGCAAUACGGGGCUUUGGAGGUGGGGCACGACUGUGCGGACCCAUCGUCGUGGAAGGGUAAAAACGUCAUGGGUGGAGGUGGACUCGGGUCAGCAUUGUAUGCGUAUGGCAAGUCAGGAAAACACGCAGUGCCGUCUAGCAGUUCUAGUAGUUCUAGUAAUAGCGCUGCGAAAGCGAACCUUGGCAAGACAUUCCCGAACUACUAUGGUAAGACAAGCACUAGCACCGCUGCAACCUCCGCACUUGCUGCUGCAUUUGGAGCGGAGCAGGCGAGUCGCUCUUACGAAGAUCAAUACGGUCAGCACUAUGGUGGUUUCGAUGAAGAUGAGAGCAAUCUUCUGACGGAAAGAACCAACUACGUGGAUUCUUCUGCCGCGCAGCAGCUUGUAACAAAUGGGUCCGGUACACCUGCAGCCGCUUUGGAAGUCUAUCACAGAGCAAUGUGCCCGGGC
Amoebophrya sp. A25 is the source of this 1055-nucleotide messenger RNA. Lineage: Eukaryota; Dinophyceae; Syndiniales; Amoebophryaceae. The record is from the annotation of a GenBank genome assembly.